This is a messenger RNA of Peronospora farinosa, 1386 nucleotides long. The record is from the annotation of a GenBank genome assembly. Lineage: Eukaryota; Oomycota; Peronosporomycetes; Peronosporales; Peronosporaceae.
AUGGAGAGUCUCUGCAAUAUGUUCUCUUUAGUGCCAACGGAGGCACUUGUUCGAGUGCUCGAAAUCUGUGGCCAAAACGUGGCUGUGGCGUCCGCUUGGCUGCUCGAGAACGACUGGCGAGAUCUCAUGCAUGAGGAAGAGCGUGACGACUUUACAGCUCCUAGUAGCAAUCGACACGAGUCAAAUGUUCACUACACUCGACGUGGAAUGCUCGGCUAUCAGGUUCAUGAAGAAGAAAGUUUGGAUAGUGAAGACAACGAAGAUGAAGAGGAAGAGGAAGAGGAAGAGAACGACGAUUUGUACAAUGACACAGAUGUGAUGGAAAUGCCACCGUUGACGAAGAGAAUGAAAAUGACCACGUCAAAAAAGACGGAAAUGCAAGCUAAAGCAGACGACUUUUGGGCCGCUUUUGAUGACCAAGUGGUGGUCAAGAGCAUGAUAGAAUUGCUGAAUACGACGCUGAGCAAGCUCGCACAUAGUAAAGUAGUUCUGCUGAACCAGCCAGCGAUGAAGCUGGAUAGAGCGGCAGCAACAAAAAAGUUGAAGUCUGUACUGGCCUUUGCCUCUAAAAAAAACAUUGAUACAGGCGGUAAUGCGACUAGCAGACAAUUACAAAUACCUCGUCACGCAAGCAAUCGAAUGACUGUGGCGAGUCUGCUGAAUGGAGAUAGCCCUACUACUGGUAAAAGGACAAGAAACUCACGAGCUUCCGACUCUUCAACGAUUGCGAUACCUGAAACGCCAAUAAGUCAGAAACGAAAGAGGAAAGAAACAGAAGAAGCAGGAGAUUCUUCUUGCCAGGGUUUUUUUGCUUACUUCUUUCCCGUAAAAGAACUGGAUAUGAUGUGGCGGACUGUGAUGCACACACACUUACUCAAGAAACGCUUUGGCGACAAGAUCGAGCUUCAAACGGCAUCAGGGGAGCCUUUCAGAAAGGAGAAUUUUGACGAGCUUAUGCACCUCCAAAACUCGGUGGAAUCAUCUCGUGCCACCUCAGUUGGUUUUUCUCGGUUAUCAAUGCUUAAAUGUUGUUUAAUCUUUCCAUGCCCGGCAGAUGAAGGUGAAAUGUUCCGAGUAGGAAGGAAUAUUCACAGCAUAUUAAAGGUGCAGGGCGGUCUGUACUAUCAAGUACUCGACAUCCCACCUUCCGUAUACACUGUCAGUCUCUGCGGUAAUCAUGAUGAGCUGAUGAACGAAGCCGGGAAGAUAACCGAAGCGCAGUUCCGUCAAUUUGCAAGAUAUCGUAUUAUGGAGAAAGAGCAGAUCGCUACAGAGACUACCAAAGUUGGCGAUACCUCUUACAUGUCAUACCAUGAACCACACAAGAAAAAGUAUUGCCUCGAGAUGCUUGAUGCAUCCAAAUGGAGUUCUCGCCUCAAUGAUUGA